Molecule: messenger RNA, 1921 nt
Organism: Rhincodon typus (whale shark)
Lineage: Eukaryota; Metazoa; Chordata; Chondrichthyes; Orectolobiformes; Rhincodontidae
Product: tetratricopeptide repeat protein 9A
Exons: 3
Coding region: 168-821 (217 amino acids)
Molecular function (GO): protein binding
Source: RefSeq, a predicted model, not a curated record
CAUAAGGCAGAGCAGAUCGGAGUCAGUAGUGGUCAAUUUCUGCAAUCAGUUCUAAGCAGAGAGAGAGAGAGAGAGGCAGACAGACGUAAACAGACAAAACAGCCAGCAGACGGUGUGCCAGCAACAUGAGGAAUCAGGUCGGCGCUGGUAGCAGCAGCAGCUAAGAGAUGGAAGAUAAAGCGGUGCCUGGGACCCAGUAUAUCUCCACCGCCGGGCGGCCAGGAGAUGCUGGUGGGAUGGGCGGAGGGUCAGCUCCACGGACUGCGUCCAAGUGCGAGCAAAGCCAGCCGGAGUCCCAGGGCACCGUCCAGAGAGCCCUGGAUUUCAAGAUGCAAGGCAACCAGUGCUACAAGGCGAAGAAAUUCCGAGAAGCCAUCGGCAAAUACCAUCGGGCUCUGCUGGAGAUGAAGACCUUCUUGGCGGUCACUGAUCCCGAGUCGUCGUCCUCCUCUGUCCAGGUCCAGCCUCCCUCCUGCGGGAGAGCGCCGGUCGCACUGACCGAGGAAGAGAGGAGGCUGGUGGAGACUAGCGAGAUCGAGUGCUACAACAGUCUGGCGGCUUGCUUGCUACAAGCGGAACUAGUGAACUAUGAACGAGUAAAGGAAUAUUGCCUCAAAGUCCUGAAGAAAGAAGGGGAUAAUUUCAAGGCCCUGUAUCGUUCUGGUGUGGCUUAUUAUCAUCUCGGAGAUUAUGAUAAGGCGUUACAUUACCUGAAGGAAGCAAGGAACCGAGAGCCAACAGAUACAAAUGUGAUCAGAUACAUCCAACUGGCAGAGAUGAAGCUCAGCAGAUGCUCGCAGAAGGAAAAAGAAGCACUUUAAAGGCAGUUGCUACUACAGGGUAUGAGAGGACAACUGGUGCAGUGACUGGUGGGCUUUGUUUCGCCAUCAACCUUAUUCUCUGGAUUGGAAGCUUGCCUGCUCGAGACAAGCUCUGGCUCCUCAGCUGAGGGAUUGAAGAGCCAGAGGCCAUUUGAAGUUUGGCAUUUUGUGUAGCCAGAAACAGAUUGGAAGUGAGCCCGAAGCUGUGACGUCAUUACAAGACUUAUCGGCAAGCUUUGUUUGGGACAUUUUUAAAUUGCGUUGCUUGGUUGAGGAAGGUAACACGUUUAAAAGGUUCAUUUUUAAAAAAAAAAUGACUGUUAACAAAAGUUUACAGAGAAACUGAAAGCCCGAGGAGUUUACCACUCUUAAGGGAUAGGGAGAGACAUGCUUUUGCAAUGACACCACAGCGAUCUCACAAAAUGGUCAACUCCAGUUGUCCUGAUUGAAAACUGGCCAAGGGAGAUUAUUGUCAAACAAUUGAUUUGAUGGCCAGCAUCCACAACAUUUGAACAGAAAGCAGUCUUGUAUAUUUGCACUGCCAUUUAGCCUUUAUUUGUUCAGGUUUUAGCGAUUUGAGGGAAAGGUUGAGAGUUGCUGCUCAUAGAACCUGUUUAGAAUAAUACACAUGAAUUAUUAUACUCAGAUUUUAAGAAGUACCUGUACAGUGAGGGAACAAGUAUCUACAACUAUUAUCAAUUUUGAUAAACACGCUUUAAAUUAAAAAAAAAACUUUUAUUGAAGUGGAAUUAGCUAUGGUAUAACACAAGUGUUGAGCAUGCUAAGUGCACUGGCAAAAACAAAGUGGAGGAAGAGCACAAUAAUUGUUUGCAAUUACCCUGAGAUUACAUUGUAGUAUACAAAAUGCAUAAUGAACUUGUCUCGAGCUUCUCUAUCCAUUAUUUUAGUGGAGACAUUUAAACAAUUAACACAAAAAAGUGCAUUUGAAAGCUAGAGAAAUGAAAGAGAGAGGAAUGUAUUAUUUUUCAACUAGAAAAGAAGCUGCUGCAAAAAGCUGGGUGUUUUUUAGGUCUCACUGAUAACCAUUCGUUGCCAUGGUGAUAGAAUCCAUUAGCAAUUGCACAGAAAACCUAGAUGUG